AUGUUCGCCACGCGUACUCUGCGGAUGUUCCGUCCCACGGUCCGUAUGAUGCGGCCGGUGCCGAAGGAGGAGCAGGCUGCGCACACUGUCUCUCAGCGUCUGCGGCGCCUGAAGAAGAUCCCUCCUGAGCUGAUCCCCCUCGGUGUUGUCGUCAGCUUCGCCGUCUGCGCUGCCGUCUAUUCGACCACCCGCCACCUUUUGGUUGACAAGAACAUCCGCCUGAAGCGCCAGAACCGGGCAGCUGACCUUCACGUCGAGAAGCAUGAGGAACACUAA
Molecule: messenger RNA, 276 nt
Organism: Thermochaetoides thermophila DSM 1495
Lineage: Eukaryota; Fungi; Ascomycota; Sordariomycetes; Sordariales; Chaetomiaceae
Exons: 4
Coding region: 1-276 (91 amino acids)
Source: RefSeq, a predicted model, not a curated record